GAUACGUGCAAGGGAAAAUCGCGCGGCACUCGAGUUACGAGAACGGAUUCACGCGAGGGAAGAUUCACGCGACCGAGAGGAGCCGAUUUUCCGCCAAAGUGGAGCGAUUUUUCGAACGGUAGCGGAAACAAAACUGAGAGGGGCACACUCCGGCAUCAUGAACAUCGAUGAGUUCCGCGUGCGCGGUAAGGAAAUGAUCGAGUACAUCUGCGAGUACAUACGCACGUUGGAGGGCAAGAGGGUGACGGCUGGCGUCGAUCCCGGCUACCUGAGGCCCCUGCUGCCCAAAGAGGCGCCGGUCAAGCCGGAAUCGUGGGACGCCAUCAUGAGGGACGUCGACGGCAAAAUAAUGCCCGGAAUCACUCACUGGCAGCAUCCGCGAUUCCCACGCCUACUUCCCGUCCGGGACUCGUUCCCGUCAUCCCUGGGCGACCUGCUGUCGGACGCGAUCGGCUGCAUCGGUUUCUCGUGGGCGGCCAGCCCGGCCUGCACCGAGCUGGAAACCAUCGUCCUGGAUUGGUACGCGAAGGCGAUCGACCUGCCGGCUGAGUUCCUGUCGGAGCUGAAGAGCGGCGGCGGCGUGAUUCAGGGCUCGGCGUCCGAGUGUAUCCUGGUUACGAUGCUAGCGGCGCGCACGCAGGCGAUCAAGACGCUGAAGGAGCAGGAGCCGAACAAGGAAGACUCGGCGUUCUUGCCGCGAUUGGUGGCCUACUGCUCCACCGAGUCGCAUUCGUGCGUGGAGAAAGCGGCGAUGAUCAGUCUGGUGAAGCUGCGGGUGCUCGAGCCGGAUGACAAGGCCUCUCUGCGCGGCAAGCGACUCGAAAUCGCCAUUCGGGAGGACGUGGCGAACGGCCUGGUGCCGUUCUACGUAUCCACCACUUUAGGCACAACCGGCUCCUGCGCCUUCGACAACCUCGUGGAGAUCGGGCCGGUGUGCAAGCUGCAUCCCAACAUCUGGCUGCACGUGGACGGCGCUUACGCCGGCAACGCCUUCAUCUGCCCGGAGAUGCGGCCGUUCAUGGCCGGUAUCGAGCAUGCCGAUUCCUUCAAUACAAAUCCCAACAAGUGGCUGCUGGUGAACUUCGACUGCUCCUGUCUGUGGGUGCGUAAUCGCGUGAAGCUCACGUCGGCGCUGAUCGUUGAUCCGCUUUACCUUCAGCACGCCCGUUCGGGCGAGUCGAUCGACUACCGUCACUGGGGCAUCCCGCUCAGCCGGCGAUUCCGCGCGCUCAAACUCUGGUUUGUCCUGAGAUCGUACGGCAUCAGUGGUUUGCAAAAGUAUAUCAGAAAUCACAUCAGGCUAGCGAAGCGGUUCGAGGCGCUCAUGAAAAAGGAUAGGCGCUUCGAGAUCUUGAACGACGUGCGAGUCGGCCUCGUGUGCUUCCGGCUGAAGGAAAGCGAGGAGAUGAAUCAAGAGCUGCUGGCGAACAUCAAUGCGUCCGGUCGGCUGCACAUGAUACCGGCGCGCGUGAUGGGCAAGUACAUCUUGCGCUUCUGUGUGACGAAGGAGGAUGCGACCGAGGAGGACAUUGAUUAUGCCAUAAACGUGAUCGAGGAGCACGCGACGGAGGUGAUGCUGGCACAUUACGAGGGCACGGAGGACGAGUAUCGGGCGAAGGGUCCGAAGAGCCCGGCCGCAUUGGACAAAAAGCUCGUCCGCAAGUUCAGCUUCACUCGCAGCGUCACCAGAGACGCUUACAAGAGAUCCAUUUCCAAGUCCAGUCUGCACGACGGCGCGACGCCCAUCAUGGUCGUCGACGAUAAUUCACAGGUCGACACCAUCGACGACGAUCGUUACGGCAGAUCGUGACGAUGUCGAUGACGGUCCCCGGCGCCGACUCGGGACGACGUAGAUGAUAAUAAUAAAAAGGGCCCUCGCUACACGGCCGUGUGAUGCGGAAUUCCGACGGCCCGCCGUCGUCAAUUUACUGAUUCCCGAGGUCGGAUUGUCGAUAAAGACCGGCUAUCACCGAUGACAUCGUUACGUAAGUGUUUAGCCAAGUCAUUCGUUUCCGAUCAAGUUUGUUGGAAGCCAUUCGAGACGAUCGCUCGACCGUGCACGGUGAUUAUCAGCCGUAUAUAUUCUCUCGAGCGCGAUUCUUCAUGGCUACAAACUGUGUGUUAAUGGCAAUAUCAAGCCAAAUUUUGUAAUGAAGUGUGAGAUUCCUAAACGCAUUUUAAACGGUCUGUAAUUCGUGACAGAAUCCAAUUUAAUUGAUAAAAUGACUAAUUAUGAAAUUUACAUAGUCCAGUUAUGGU
Linepithema humile (Argentine ant) is the source of this 2259-nucleotide messenger RNA. RefSeq names its product tyrosine decarboxylase-like. Gene Ontology annotation, cellular component: cytoplasm. Lineage: Eukaryota; Metazoa; Arthropoda; Insecta; Hymenoptera; Formicidae. The record is from RefSeq and is a predicted model, not a curated record. Gene Ontology annotation, biological process: amino acid metabolic process. Gene Ontology annotation, molecular function: carboxy-lyase activity; pyridoxal phosphate binding.